Spodoptera litura is the source of this 1020-nucleotide messenger RNA. It is a transcript of the gene NPF2, whose product is annotated as neuropeptide F 2. Gene Ontology annotation, molecular function: hormone activity. The record is from RefSeq and is a predicted model, not a curated record. Gene Ontology annotation, cellular component: extracellular region. NCBI's taxonomy places the organism in Eukaryota, Metazoa, Arthropoda, Insecta, Lepidoptera, Noctuidae.
CAACACCACCUCGAGGACAACAUCUAUUGCAGUCAUUGACAGUCAAAAUGCGUUUCAUCAUAUCCGCCAUGUUGUUGCUGUCCGCCAUUUUGUCGUGCGCGACGCAGGCGCAGUACCCGCGGCCCCGUCGCCCAGAGCGCUUCGAUACCGCUGAACAGAUCUCCAACUAUCUCAAGGAAUUACAGGAGUAUUAUUCCGUGCAUGGGAGAGGAAGAUACGGCAAGCGACAAAUGCAUAUAGCUGAUGCUUCCGUGAUCUUCAGAGAGAGUCCAUUCUUCGAACACAACCUCAAUGACGAACCUGUUUUCAAAAACCUUGGCUAUAAGUAAAUACAAUACCUAAUAAAAUAAAUAUGUAUAAACAAUACGUUACAACACAAUAAUCCAGGAAAAAAUACUUAUUUGUCAAUACUUAUUGUAUUUAUUUACUUAAAUUAUUUAGCUAAUUUAUUAUUGUGAGGCAUAGAAGUCAAUUUGUCAUUAUUAUUGCAAUAAUUUUGUUUGUAAAAUAACCUUCAUCAAACAGUUAUAGAAACACAAAUACUAUAACAUAUUGGAAAGAACAUGAAACUGUUUAUUAUUCAUGAAAUCGUGUGAUGAGUUAAUUUUUUUAAAUAGAAUUGGAAUGAGCGAUUUUCUCGUUUAAAAUUGCUACCUCUUUAGCAAAAAGCAUUGUAAAAUUAUCUCAGAAUUCAAAGGUAUUUACUUUAAAAAUAAUAAAUUGUUUAAUCAUCUCAAUACAUCACAAAAUUAUCCGGUCUGUGCAUAUAUACCUCUACUUUCCAAUUAUACCUACUUAUAAAGGAAUAAAUUGCAAGCCAGAAGCUAUUCUGUUAAUUUAUAAAAAAAUACGAUUUCCAAAAACGAAUCUAGUCAAAUGCAAAACCUGUAUAGUCAGCUAUCUAGUCAAUUAAAAUUAUUUCCAGCUUUUUUAUUAACAAAAUAGAUAUGCCAAAAUAAUAAUCAUAAAAAUAGUUAACAAGCUGGGUGUACAACUAUUUUUAUGAUUUACAUAAAUAUU